GCCGAACACAGCUACACGACCUCCGAAGCAGAGGAGACAGGAGGAGCAACCCACGAGACGAAGCAGAGGCGCUCCAAUCCAAUCUAAUCCAGCAUGAGGGCGUCGAUUAACCGGCCGCCGACGCCGAAUCAGGAGGAGGAUGAGGACGAGGAACGGAAGGAGGUUCCUCUUAGCGAAAUCAUCAACCUCAAGUUGGUAGAGAGUGGCGAGAAGGAGAGGCUGAUGGAGCUUCUCCGGGAGCGGCUAGUCGAGUGUGGCUGGAAGGAUGACAUGAAGGCUCUCUGCAGGGCCUAUGCAAGGAAGAAAGGGAGAAAUAAUGUAACAAUAGAUGAUCUUAUUCAUGUUAUUACUCCAAAAGGAAGAGCCGCGGUGCCUGGUCCAGUGAAGGCGGAGUUGCUGCAGCGCAUCCGAUCCUUUCUCAUGUCUUCCUCGCUUUGGUAGUUUAUUUUUAUACUGUUCAGAACUAGCGUGUAGGAAGGUCAAAUCACCGAUCUCGCAAGGGGUAAUGCAACAAAUCCAAGAAUAUGUAACGGAUCUGGUGAUCUCUAUGAUGCUGUAGACAUGUUUCUCGGUCAGGCAGAUUGUUGGGCCUGUUGUCUGGCUGUACCAUUACCGCGUUGUAUUCGUAAAUCUAACCUCCCAGCGUGUAAUACCACAUUGUGUUGUUGCUUCAAUGCCACUUGGCGAUCUUAAUUAGUACUCAUGUGUCAAAUGUCAAACCUUAUUGAGUGAUUGUGUUGUGAAGGCCCUAUAAUGUUGUCCA
Molecule: messenger RNA, 763 nt
Organism: Lolium rigidum
Lineage: Eukaryota; Viridiplantae; Streptophyta; Magnoliopsida; Poales; Poaceae
Product: transcription and mRNA export factor ENY2-like
Exons: 5
Coding region: 94-441 (115 amino acids)
Biological process (GO): positive regulation of DNA-templated transcription; poly(A)+ mRNA export from nucleus; regulation of transcription by RNA polymerase II
Cellular component (GO): SAGA complex; nuclear pore; DUBm complex
Molecular function (GO): chromatin binding; transcription coactivator activity
Source: RefSeq, a predicted model, not a curated record